Messenger RNA from Rhincodon typus (whale shark), 2401 nucleotides. Its product is annotated as protein CEBPZOS. The transcript is spliced from 3 exons. The record is from RefSeq and is a predicted model, not a curated record. Lineage: Eukaryota; Metazoa; Chordata; Chondrichthyes; Orectolobiformes; Rhincodontidae. The coding region runs from base 1432 to 1710 and encodes 92 amino acids.
UGUUUUUUUUUUCAAUCUUAUCAUCUACUGAUCUUAUCGUCCCAAUUUUGAUAGUAAGGAGGACAAGACAGGGUGAACAUGGCUGUUUUUGUUGGUGCCAAGGUUUUAUGUCCGAUAGUCUGUCCGGUUUCAUUUCAUUUUUCCAAGACUUGCUGGUGAUUGUUACAGUUCUGGCUUGCUAUGGCUUACUGAGGGCAGUUAAGAGUCAUGCACAUUGGUGUGAAUCUUAAGUCACACGUAGGCUAAAUUAGAUAAGGAUGACCAUUUCCUUAGUGAACCAGAUGCGUUUUCUGACGAUGGUUUCAUGGUCAUCUUUAGACUCUUAGUUCUAGAUUUUUAAAUUGCAUUCAAAUACCACCAUCUGCCAUGUCAACAUUUAAAUCUGGGUCCCUAGAAUAGUAACUACUAGAGCGCUGGAUGAAAAGCCUAGCACUAAAACGGAAGCAAUGGCCUAGUGGUAUUAAGGGAAUUUAUCAUCCAGGAAUUGCAUCCUGAGGUGUGGGGCAUUUGUGGAUUGAGUAAGUAAGGAGUUCAUUACCUAAACUUUCAUUUAAUGGGCUGCACAGACAAAAAAAGCUAGAAUCGUUUUUAAAUUGUUCAACAGUUGAAAACAUUUUCGGUAGUUACGUGGAAUAAGUACCCUCCUCAACAUCUAUUUGAGACAUGCCUAUUAGCUGCGACAGCACAUUUGCUUUAAUAAGUCAAGUGUGGACACUUUGCAAUUAUUGGAAAGAAUCUGACUCAAAACUGAUCCUGGUUGAAAGAUACUCAUUAGAUAACAUUAGGAUGCAAUAAAUGUUGUGUUCCUGGUUCUGUAGAGUCCAUCCAUAGAUUUGUUGUGGCAUGUUUUAGUUUACUGUUUUGAUAGUCAAAUUAUACUGAAGAAAUUAAAUGGUCUCUGCUGCUUUUGGUAUAUCUGCAGGGAUUUAACUGAAUCUGCUUUAGUUUUCUCUCAACUUCACUGCAAGAAGUUAUGUUCAUUGGCAUAACCAAAACUAUUACAGCAGAGCACAAUUCAGGAAAAGAUACAUUGCAAAUUAUAGUUUUGAAAAACUCUAUAUUCUCGCACUUUAAGAAUAAGCACAUCGUCAGUUGUUAACUAUAUCUUUCGAUUAGGCUGACAUAUUAAUUCUCUGGUUUACUUAUUUCCAGGUAAUGUUGUAAUCAGGUUACUAAGAGCAGAGUUAUCCCAUCUGUCCUGGUCAAUAAUUAUCAUUUAAUUAAUAAUAACACUAGACUGUCUAAUUGUCACUUGUUUUGUGGAAAAUCGUUGUUGGCAAUUUGCCUGUUGCAUUUCCUGCAUUAUAACAGUAACCAACAUUCAGAAGUACUUCAUUGGGCUGUAAAGCACUUGUGUGUCCAAGGAUGUGAAGGAUACGUUUAUACAGCAAGUAUUUUUAUACUCUAUAAACAAGAAUCAGAUGAGUGUUUAUGGUUGCCCCCCCGCUCCAUUUCUCUUUAAGAAUGUCACCCAAAACUAUGGAACCAUUAGCAAGACGACUCUUUAGAGGAGUUUUAAUCGCAGAGGUUGCAGGAGUGAUUGGAGCAUACUGGCUGUUUCAAAGGAUGAAUACCAGUCAAGAGUUCAGACAUUCAGUAAAAAGAAGGUUUCCAUCCAUUUUGGAAGUUUAUUAUAAAUCCAAUGAGUGGGCAGGAAUCUAUGGAAUCCGAGAACAGGAUCAGGAAAUGUGGUCCAAAAAUAACCAGUAAAUAUGUAAGUACAAGUCUUUAAUAUGUAAAGGUUGAUUUGCCAGGGAGGUUAGGAACAGUGUUUUACAAAUACUUUUCUAAGCUUUGUUCAUCUCUUGUUUAAAAAUCUUUUGUGUUUAUUUUGUAGUUUCUUGGCCUUGAAGUUGUUCUUCUGCUUGCGUAGCGUCCGUGCGUCUUUGCCUCUGAUCCAAGCAUCACGAUCGGAUUCCCACUGUAGCUGUUUCAUACCUAGGGAAAUAACAUGUUGACAUUCUUCAGUGAGCCACCAUAUAAUUUCCAAGUGGAAAAUCUUCAAUAGAUAAACUUAUGAGGCUGGUAUCUAGCCAAUGGGAGGUUAUAGCUUGACUAUUCAAAUGAAACAUGGAAUUAGAUUUUCACAUGUAAAUAACAUUUUUGUAACAUUAUACUGAAGGCUUAUAAAAUUGAGAAUAUAACUUUUUGGCUUUAAGCAUACUAAAAAUCCCAAAUCACUAUGUACUCAGUGUAUAAGUGAAAAAAAAUUAAGCCUAUUAUCUUUAUAUCGACACCAGUUACUUACUUGCUUUAUCGUUGUUUGCCAUUGCAUUUAUACCAAUGUUGUCAAACUUUGAUCCUGCGUUUUCAUCCAGCAGAUAACCAAACUGUUUAAACAAAAAUACCUAAAUUUAGUUUUUGUCAAAGCAUUACAAAAAAAUUACAUAUCAUAAAAUAA